GCGCGGGCGGCGGUGGAAGUUGUUCGCGCAGUUAUAAUUAGCCCGGCCGGGGUCCGAGCGAGCCGGGCGGAGGGAGGAAGGGGGAGGAGUGUAACUUUUCGCAGCUCGGGAAGCCCAAGGUUGUCUCUGGUUACCGCUGCCCACGGCCGCGGCGGGGGCGGGACGGCCGCAGGAAGCACCGACGCUCCUUCCACAAAGGCCAAAUGGUGGCAGGAGCCGCGGGAGGGCGGCAGGAAAGGGCUCCCCCUGAAUCCCGGCCGCUCCAUCCUGGCUCUGCUGAUCGCUGCCGCUCGGUACUUGCGACUCAUGGAUAAGCUGCGUUUUUAAUAGCAGGUUUUGCUGGGUUUAAUAAACGUGUGUUAGUCUGGGCUACGAGCAGGUGGAUGGGACUGGAGGAGCGUAAGAUUGGUCGCUGUGCAUAUUGCCGAUUGAGCUCGCGAAUAGGUGCAGUUAAUAAUUUCUGCCCUAGUUAGGCCUGGAAUUUUUCGAACUGUGUUGGAAUGCUCGUUUCUAAAAGCAUAGGUGGGAGCCUUAUGCAGUAGUUUUCCACUUUAUUUUUGAUGUGGCUAAAAUUCCAUAGUUCGGGCAGUUAACUGCAAUGUGGGAAAUUCCAUUAACAUUUAAAUGAUGCUGUAAUUUCAAAAUUCUAAAGUGACCCCUAAACACGUACUAGGAAGGGAAGACAGAAAGUAAUCCACUAGAGAUAUAAUUCAUAGUGAUUUGCAGCUACUGUGUCUUCUAUAGUUGUUUUUUUUUCCUGACAGAUUGUAAAAAUUACACCUAAUAACCUUACAUUUUGUACUUCUUCCUGACGCUUAACACAGUGUGCCCAGAAAUCAUACAGGGCAAAAGUCAAAACCUCCACAGUUACUUCUGCAGGAAUCCUUUGAAGUAUCUAAUAAAGAAAUUAAAAUUGAAAACUUCUUGACUUCAUCUCCUUCUAGCAAAAUAUUGGACUUCUAAACCACAAGUAACAGUACUAUAUUUUUUAUCCAGUGCUUCUAAUUCUGUUGGGUUCGGGGUUUUUUACCUAAAGUGCUGAAAUCUAAAACUUUUCAAGAUUUUAUCAUGCUUAGCGUUGUGAAGUUGUUUUAGCAUUAAAGAAUCCUAAAACUCUAAAACAUGUGUUUUUAUAUUUAGUGUAUAGAAAAUGCAGUGACUGCACACAUCUCCCUGUGACCUAACAAGUACACUUAAAUGAACCUCAGUAGUGACCACCUGAAGUGCUGCUGUUUCAGAGCAAAUAGGUUAUGAAUCUUCAUUUAUCUCUUUAUUGGGUUUUUUUUAUUUUCUAAUUAUUUACAGAUAGCGUGGUGAUCAUUAUACUGGGAAAGAAGUCAGCUUCGAGGAGGAGGAGGAGGGAGAUGUUAAUGUGUUUGUUGCUGUGGGUUAGGUUUGGCUUGCUGAGGUCACGGGCGUUUUACUGCUGUUUUACUGCAUUUUUACAGUUCCGAGGUUCUGUAAGCGGAGGAGCCCUUUGCUAGCAUCAGGCUAUGAGUUGCUAUGUAAGAUGAACUGUAGGCGUUUACUUGCCCGUCUGUCUGAAUUUGCCUCAUCCUACCUCGGUGGAUGGCUUGGCCUCUGGGAUAGUCCAAGACUCUUGGAUGACCACGCUUUAUGCAAAAUCCAGAAUCUUCCUGCCUGGACUCCUCUCUGUUUUCUAAGGGUUCAUGUUGGGGAGAGGCCUAAAGCGCAAGCUGAGUGACUAUGAGGAGAGCAUGGCUGGUCUCUCGAGUGCCUUUGACUCCAGCCGAGGUCUGUCCUACCCCCUCAAGAGGCAGCUGGUGCUCAACAUGUGCCUCACCAAGCUGCAGACGUACAAAAUGCUGGUGGAGCCCAACCUGCACCGCUCCGUGCUCAUCGCCAACACCGUGCGCCAGAUCCAGGAGGAGAUGAGGCAGGAGAGCAGCCAGCAGCCAGUGAGCAUCUGCCCUGGCAUUGCUCCUGCUGCUCACAGCUACCCAGGCAUGGAGGCCCCUGGCAUCUCCCUGCAGCUGCCCGCUGGUGUUGGUCAGCAGGAGUCCCACUGCUGUGAGCUGCGCUCCGUGGAGGACCCCAUUGAGAGCAGCCUGCUGAUCGUGUCAGAUGAUGACAUGUCAUCUGCUAUUUCAUCUAUUCUGAAGGAUUUAGACUUUGUGGAAGAUAUCAGCCCACCUACCUGUCUGGUUCCUACUGGAGACGACCAGCCAAAGUUUCCAGAAAAUACUGGUCUGAAACUAGAAGAUGACAGACAGGAUUUGAAGGGAGCUGAAUGUGUGUUUGGUUCCUUUGAGAUUUCAAAUUCAACCAGUUACUUGAAGGAUUUGGCAAUAGAUGACAUUUUUGAAGAUAUUGACACUUCAAUGUAUGAUUCAGACUUUUGUUGCCCUCCCCUGAUGCCGCCCAGAUCACCAUCUCUUGCUACAGAAGAACCAUUGAAAACCUUCCCAUCUUGUAAUUCUUCUUCAGCAAACAACAUUCAGAUAUGCAGAACAGAUCUGAGUGAGUUGGACCACAUCAUGGAAAUUCUCGUUGGAUCCUGAUACUUGUUUUACCCAAAGAUACUUUUAGACUGCCACUUGCAUUUGGUUUCAGGAUAAAAGCCACUGGAAUAGUUGUAAAGAAUUCUUUUAAAAGCAAACUAAAUAAUAAUUUGUCCAUAGUAGAAUUUUCUAAAUAAUUCCAAAACUCACAAACCAAAAAAGUGGCAGAUUUUAAAAAAGAAAAAAUUAUUUAUCAGAACUGUGCAAUCAUCAUUUUCCUUCCAGGGUGUAUGUGGAACAAUGGGCACAUACCCUCAUCACCCCUCAUGCCUCUUUCAAUAAACUUUUUUAUGUGCAAUUUUUAAUUUGACAGAAGAAUUUACAUGCAAAGCAAAUUUCAUAUGAGGUGAUCUUUUACAAAGCCUCCACUUUAUUUUUAAUAUCAGAGUCUAUGCCAAGCUGGCAUCUGUCAAGUUGCAGAGUUAGAUUGUGUGGAUUGCAGACACGUUCUUAGAGAUGGGUAUAUUUUAAAAAUGAGACACGCUUUGCUUUCUUUUGGUCAGAAAAGCAGAUCAAGACACUUACCAACAAAGUCUCUUGCAUUUUCUAAAGCAUUCAGAACUAUUUAUUUUUGUAAAUUUUAUAGUCUUUCUACAUUUUACUACGUUAUUUCAUCAUAGUUCAAAUAUAAUGGACUUCUAGUUGGAUGUGUUUAGCACUACCUCUGAGCUGAAAUGCUUUAACUCUUUCCAGUGCUUCAUCUGAGACUGCAAAUCUUUUUGUUUCUGUUUCUUUCUGGGGGAAAGUACUUUUAACUCAUUAAGUUGAUCCUUUGACAGUGACCUAGCUGAUUUGUGAAAUCAAGGGUAUUCAAUGUUUAAAAACUUUUAAGUAUUUACAAAUUAAUUUAUAUGUAGAUUGUGCAAUUUAACAUUUUUCUGUCAGUAUUAUGUGCUUAGAUUUUGAAUAAUCUUGGCGUUCUUUAAAUUAAAAUUUACUAUGUACAGGUAGCUUUUUAUUCUCUUUUGGAAAACACUGUCCUUCAACCCUGCUUUCACUACAGAUUUUAAGAUGAUUUUUUUAUGUGCAAUAUUAUUUAAAGAGAUACACAUUUUUAUACCUGGCAUUGGUGGGAAGAAACGCUUCAAACUUACAACCUCUAGCACCUUUGGAGGAUACUCACUCAGCCAACAUUUCUGCAUCCUUUGAGAAGCCAAGCUGAGAGCACUGAGAACACAUCACCCUGUGCUGGGACAGCCCUGGGGACCCACCCAGUGCUGGGGGCUCUGGGCUUUAUCUGGUUUUCCAUCAGGCAGGUUGGGUUCUGUGUUUCAGCCUGAACCGAGGGCUAGAUCGAUCCCUGUUAUCGUCUUCUGAGUUUCACACUUGCACAUUGCUUUUUGGGUUGGAUUUUGUUUUUAUUUUUUCCUUCUUUUUUUUUAAUUAUAAAACUUUUACUUUGUUCUUGAAAGCUGCGGCACCUAUCUUGGAAACUUGCAGUUGUAAAACCUUUGCUAUGGUUUGUUGUAUUUUUUGGGGUUUUGUUGUUCUGCUGAGACUUUUUAUGAGCAGAGUGUCGGCAGAGGGAAAAAAUGUUGCCUGUGUGUUGCAUCUCACCGAAGUUGAAAUCCUGGCCCUGUUGAAGGGGCCAGGGUGUCACCUGGUAUUUCUAGUCUUAACUGAUGCUGUGGCACACCUGCCUUGUGCAGAGAUCUCCAUUUUUUACUCCAUUUUUACUACUUGGUUAACAGUUAGCUGCCGACAGAAUUUGGUAUCCCAGGCCAAUGGAGAACCAUUUCAGGUCACAUCCUCGCAGCCAUCUGGGUUGUUCAGCAACUGAAGGGUAUAAAUGUAUUUAUAUGCAUAUAUUGUAUUGAUUCUAAUAUAAAACUUCUGAUCUAAAGCAUUUUGAAUUGCUGGAUAAAGGGAUUUGUUUGAAGAGUGUAUAACUAGUUCUUGAAGAAGUACAGCUUCAGAAUGUACACAGAUUGUGCAUUGUGUAUAGACUACUCUGGCUUUUCCUCAGCCUCUACUUUUGUAUUAAAAAUAUGACUGAAUAAAUCCUUGAAAUAUUAAGGGCCUUCUGCACUGUGAUGAAACAGAGAUGCGGUUAAAAAUGUCUUUAAAUUCAGUGAUGAGGGAUAAAAUAAAAAGACUGCAUCUAAUCUCUUUUUGCAUUUGAAAAUAUGGAAUGUUACUAUGCAGUAAAGAUAUUUUGGUAUGAAAAUUGUAUCAUAUAGCAAAUAGUGAACACUUAAUAAAUCCACUUACCUUGCAGUCUCUACAGAAACAGAAGACAACUUGCUUUUCAACAUUUAUGUACUAAAGUUUUUUGUAUACUGCAGCAAAAGAUUUAAUUGUUGGUAGAUCUUUUAUCAACAAUUCAAAAUGCAAUUUUGUACAAGUCCUGGCUACAGAGCUCUGUUUCUAAUUGGUUGCUUGUGUCACAGUGCCAAGACCAUGAGCUGGUGUGUAAUGCAGUUCGGUUAUGUUUGGAAUUAUGUGCAAAGGGAAGUUUAAUUUUUAAAUAUGCACAAAUUAAUUUUAAAAUCCUUCCAUGUAAAAUGAAGUUAGAGGCUAGUUGUGGUGGACCUAUUUAUUGUAUGUUUGGAAAUAAAAGCCACAGUUUUGCAUUUAAACCAGUUAUAUUUUGGAGCCUUUGGUAUGUGACUGUUUUAAAAACAAAGCAUAAAAAAAAAAAUCUA
Zonotrichia leucophrys gambelii is the source of this 5167-nucleotide messenger RNA. RefSeq names its product SERTA domain-containing protein 2-like. Gene Ontology annotation, cellular component: nucleus. The coding region runs from base 1671 to 2522 and encodes 283 amino acids. NCBI's taxonomy places the organism in Eukaryota, Metazoa, Chordata, Aves, Passeriformes, Passerellidae. Gene Ontology annotation, molecular function: transcription regulator activity. The transcript is spliced from 3 exons. The record is from RefSeq and is a predicted model, not a curated record.